AUGGAUCGUGUGUGCUUGUUGCUUGUUCUGCCUGUGCCUGCUCUGGCCGUGCUCCUGGACUACUACGGGGCCUCGGUCUCGUUCAGUCCCAGAGUCCAGACCUCAGACUUCUCUGUGGAGUUCAGUGCAGGGUACAGUGGAGACUACAGUGAAGAGGACUGUGAGGGUUUCUCUCUCUGCUGUGAGAGAGACCAGUGUGGGACAAGUCUGGACGUCCAUCGCUUCAGCCACGUUGUGGGGGGAGUCUGUCGAGUCCUGUUCGUCCAGACACAGACUGUUCCAGACACCAUGGAUCUGUUUACCAUGAGCGCGCACUGGGACCACACAGAGCCCUCGUGGCCCCUCCCCUCUGUGAACUCUGUGGUGAACGUGAGUUUCUCUGUCGUGGUGGAUCUCAGGACCCGCUCCGACACCGGGACCUCGAACUCAUCACCUCUCAGCUCUGUACUGCCGAUGAUACGAGUCCCAUGGAACUGUCCCACAGACCUGGACCUCCGCAGUCUGGAUCCAGAUUCAGACCUGGUCCAGUGCAGGUUUGCAAACAACACCAUCGACCCACGAGAAUGUCACCAGUGCAGCCCGCCCUCUGUGCUCAGCCUCCACCAGAGCUGCCGUCUGUCGUUCAGCAGCAGCAGCAGCUCUGUGGGACUCUAUGUGGUGCAGAUGGUCCUGGAGGACUUCCCCAGGACCGACAUAGUCCUGACCGGGGCCAACGGGACCCAGGAGGAGAGAAAGACCACCCAGGCUCUCAGCAAGACCCCCGUGCAGUUCCUACUCGCAGUGGAGGGGGAAGUCCCAUCCUGUCUUCCUGGUCUAUACAUCCCUGUGUUUGAGGCCCCAACCCCGGCCCCUGGAGCCCGGAUCAACGUCACCGUGACCCAGACCCUGAGUCUCCACAUCCAGACCAGAGCCGAGCUCUCCACGCUGGGGCAGUUGUGGUUCAGUGGUCCUGCAGGGAUGACCCAGACCCAGACCCGGUCUGAAGGACAGUACCUGCUGAGCUGGAGGCCGUCUGCUGCGGACACUGGACGACUGGUCCCGGUCUGCUUCAUGGUCCUGGCUGAUCUCAGCGGCGUCCGGCUCAGCUCAGAGCUCCGCUGUGUGGUGCUGACCGUGGCUGAAGUGCGGCUCUUGGCGGCUGCUCCUCUUUCUGAAGACGACGUGGAAUCUGUGCUUGAACAGCUGUACCUUCACCUGUACCUUCACCUGUACCUUCACCUGUACCUGCACCUUCACCUGUACCUUCACCUGUACCUUCACCUGUACCUGUACCGGUACCUGCACCUGUACCUGCACCUUCACCUGUACCUUCACCUGUACCUGCACAUUCACCUGUACCUGUACCUGUACCUGCACCUUCACCUGUACCUUCACCUGUACCUGCACCUUCACCUGUACCUUCACCUGUACCUGCACCUGUACCUUCACCUGUACCUGUACCUGUACCUUCACCUGUACCUGUACCUGCACAUGUACCUGUGCCUGUACUGUACUUUCACCUCUGCUCCAGCUCCACAGGCCUCUAAAGCCACCGUGCCCCUGCCAAAGGAGCUCAGCCGUGUCCUCUUGAUCGACGCCGCUCCGGAGGGCUCUUAA
Knipowitschia caucasica is the source of this 1596-nucleotide messenger RNA. NCBI's taxonomy places the organism in Eukaryota, Metazoa, Chordata, Actinopteri, Gobiiformes, Gobiidae. The record is from the annotation of a GenBank genome assembly.